Caenorhabditis briggsae is the source of this 1050-nucleotide messenger RNA. Bases 1 to 1050 code for a protein of 349 amino acids. Lineage: Eukaryota; Metazoa; Nematoda; Chromadorea; Rhabditida; Rhabditidae. The record is from RefSeq and is a predicted model, not a curated record. The transcript is spliced from 6 exons.
AUGUGGAUGAGUUUGUGGCUGGGAUGGAAGAUGGAUAGGAUGCUCUGCGUGGAAAGUGCGGUGUCAAGAUGUCGGGAGGUCAAAAGCAGAGAAUCGCCAGAGCCCUCUUUCGCAAUCCUCGGGUUCUCAUCCUUGACGAAGCAACCAAGGCAUUGGAUGUGGAAUCGGAGGCGUUGGUUCAUCUCUUGGUUGACUUUCACACGAAUGGUGCCUAGUUCUAUACACCAAGGUACCCUCGUCGAGGUGCUCAAGAGGAGGAUUUCAAACCUUUAUAAUCUUGGAGAGAAUCAAGACCGUCAGAGAACGAGUUUGUCGAAAUUUGCACCGAAUCAUGAAAAAAUGAGCCUGGUGCUCCAAGUGAGCAGUAAGUCAGUCAGCACAAUUGUCGAAAGUGAGCUCGGACUGACCCCAUAUCGUGUUCAAAAGGCUGAAGUUUUGUCGGGAAAUAACAAUCUGGUACGUAUCCAGAAAUGCAAAUCGACGUUUGCUGGCACGCGCCAAAAUGAACGUAUGAGGAUGAUGUUCGGCGACGAGAAACUCUUGACGCACUACAUUUUUGAGAGGAAUGUGCUUCUAUGGACCGAAUUCUACUUUACAAACCAUGUUUAUACUGUUCAGUGGGAUUCUGUUAACGCUCACAUGGCAAAAAGCGUUCAACCAGGGUGCACGCCCAACUUUUCAAAAUUCGGGGGUCCCAGCACGUCCAAAUCCCAAUUUGGAGUGAUUGGGAAAAAGUGGAAACCCAUGACGGGCCCAGUUACCGUCAAAAUACCUCCGUGCCGCAAUAGAGGCGUUCCCGAAGAGACUCAUGGAUGUUAUGUGCACACCAAGAUCCCGAAGGGUCGUGACAAUGGUCACCUCUUCCGCCCAUCUUGUUCAUUUGCUUCCGUUGAAGACAAAUUCAGAUCUUCUGGAUGGUCUAGUCAUUGGCCGAGAAGCCGUCGGACUCUCAAUUCAACCACUCAUGAAGUUAAUGGUCAUCACGAAGAAUUUUCGAUGACUUCUACCUGGGAAUACCUGCUGCUGCUUUGUUCAGAUCGUUCAGCAUAA